ACAAGUAGGUCUCUAAAAUGCCCCAGAGUGAUACCUGGCCAGGUGGCACUGGAAAGGAUCUGAUGUACAGCAUGGAGAGUGCCGGGAGCUGCGACAGUGUUGUCAGUGCUCAUUCUGGCAGCAGUGAUGACAGUCUAGACUACCUGUCUGCUGAAGAGAAGGCCUGUAUCAUGUUUUUGGAGGAGACUAUUGAUUCUCUGGACACUGAAGAAGACAGUGGACUGUCAAAUGACGAACCUGACCAUCUGCCUACUUCUGCAGCCCUUGCUAACAAACUGGCAGAUCUGUCAGCCUCGUUGAGCAAAACCAAGAUAAACGGUUUGGAGAAAAAGGCUUCGAAGAAAACCAGAGUGGACAAUGGUGAAACCAAGCUCGUUCAUAGCUACGUGGUUCCUACACCCUAUGCUGUGGGCGCUCCGAGUUCUAUGCCCGGUGCUAAACCCUUCCCCUCUCUGCCAGUCGCAUCCAGACACGGCACCUCCCCAGUACCUUCAGCGGGUCAUGUUGCGGUACCCUCCUCAGCAAAUCCACAGGAGUACUCAGGCAGAGCAGGCGAUGGUUACCUACCGAGAGGACCUCUGUCUUAUGAGGCUCUUGUUCAUCUGCGCAAAAGUGCCACAGCAAAGAAAACUCCUUUAUGUCCCACUGUCGAUCACACUAUCGAGUCGAACAACCCCACUCCUACACCAAUGGCUUCAAAUCUCAGAAACAUACCAAGGCCUGCCAUAUCCCACAAAGAGGUUCCCAAGUCGAAGACAAGCACUGUUCCAGCGAAAGCACAAAACAAAGAUCCUUCCAACAGUGUCAAUCAUGCUAAUGAUCCCAUAGUGGUGAGACACGAAGCUCUGCAGAAGUUAGGUCUCUUGAGAAACGAAGAGCCAGAAAAUGAUGCUGUAGCUCCUCUGCCUCAGCCCAAAUCUCACUCCUCUAUGCAUCCAAUGCCAAACAGAUUUACAAUUACUCCAUCCAACAGUAGUACAUCAAGGAGUCCUUCCUUCUAUAAUUCCCAAGUGGCCACAGAGCCUAAGAACAGGCCUCUGCAGAGCAGUGCCAGUUUCCAUCACGACUCCAGACGUGACGAGCUGCUUGUGUCUUCAAGAAAACCCACGCAGUCCACUGGGUUGAGGAAAAGUGGCGUGGAGCGCUCAGCCACCAUGGAUAACCACAGAAGUAGCCCUGAACAGAAUCACAGAAUGUCUGCAAAGCCGGCAAAAACCAGCUACUCCUCACCACCCAGAGCGCCAAAGCCGUCCAAGUCGAAGCCCGCCCCCCAAAAUCCGGCCAACGUAGUGGGAUAUACUGCGAUGGUGGUGCCUGGGGUGGGAAGUGAGCGAAAGGAGGCUCUGAGAAAGCUUGGAUUGCUUAAAAAAUGA
This is a messenger RNA of Salarias fasciatus (jewelled blenny), 1373 nucleotides long. RefSeq names its product specifically androgen-regulated gene protein. The transcript has 3 exons. Lineage: Eukaryota; Metazoa; Chordata; Actinopteri; Blenniiformes; Blenniidae. Bases 18 to 1373 code for a protein of 451 amino acids. The record is from RefSeq and is a predicted model, not a curated record.